AUGACCAAGGCAAGAGCAAUGAGAGGCACUACUGUCAAGCCUGAGCCUGGCAAUUUUCACAACAACACUUCUCCUACACCUUCCGUGACCAAUACAUACGACCCAUCGCCGGAGCAGAAUCAACACCAAUCCCGCUCUUUUGCUGGACCUACCGACGUCAACCAGUCCUUCAUGAGAUCGGACGCCCCCACACCUUCCAUCAUUUCAGGCCUGAUACCCACGCCUCACGGCGCUCGCACCGCCCGAACUGCUCUUACGAACCCAACGUUCGAUGGAAGCGAGCCAGUCCUCCUCCAGGUUAGAAACCGCGACAUGGAUCCGCCUAUCGUUCCCCCACAGAACGACUCUUUUCUCGAUGGCUCUUUUCGUGACAUCGGCGCCAAGGUGAAGAUAUUCAACGAUACCCUCGGAGAAUUACAACAGCUUGGCGUCUCCCACGAUGUCGCACUUCCCCAGCUCGUUCUUGUUGGCGACCAGUCGGCCGGAAAGUCCAGCCUGAUGUCUGGUCUUGCCGGGCUCAACCUCCCUCGAAGCGAGGGCGUUUGCACCAGAUGCCCCAUCCACAUUCGUGUCUCUCGAAGUGGACCUCGAGACCGUGGCGGUCCUCAGUGGUCCUGCCGCGUGUCUCUGCAACAAGACUACGCAUUCCGACCUCCUCCUAACCACUACAUCACGAAGGCCGACGUCACUCCGGAGAAUCCGUUCCCACCUUGGGUGAAGCAAGCGCGAGUCGUCAAGGAGUUCAUGACUAUCUAUGAUCAGUCCGACAUUGAUACGGUCUUAAAGUGGGCUCAAAUCGCUAUUCUUAACCACGGUCAGAACCACGAAUUAUACGUUCCCGGCACAGGCGCUAUUACUAAGCAGUGCUUGCUGGACGAAGAGGCCGAGAGGACUCUCGCCAAAUUCAGCCCCAACACCGUGGCGUUGGAGAUCAAGGGUCCGGAUUUGCCUGACCUUUCUUUCUACGACAUGCCAGGCAUCUUUCGCAACUCGGCACGCGAGGAAGAUGAAUACCUGGUGUCUGUCGUGGAGAACUUGGCGCGUGAGUACAUCUCGCACUCUGAAGCCCUCAUCAUCUGGGCUGUGCCAAUGAACGUCGACCCUGAGACGUCGUCGACUCUGUCCAUCAUUCGCGAACUUCACGCUCAGCAGCGAACUAUUGGGGUAAUGACUAAGGCGGACCUUCUACCUGAGGGCAAUAUUAGUCAGUGGCUGUCGAUGCUCCGCGGAGAGCGACACAAGAUUGGUCACGAGUUCUUCAUCACGUCUCGGCCUUCGGAACAGAAGCUCGACGAGCAACAGCGAUGGGAAGUGGCUCUCUUCCAUGAAGAUGCAAGCGAACGCUGGCCAAAGGAGUUCCAUGAAUUUCGCGAGCGAUGCGGAGUCGAGAAUCUCAAAAUAGCUCUCUCUGAGAAGUUAGGCAAGGAGUUCGCUAAGAAUUUGCCUUCAAUCAAGCACAAGGUGCAAACGAGACUUAGUGAGAUCGAGGCAGAGCUCAGCACACUCCCCGAGUUGCCCAACAAUGUCGAGUUAGAGGUCAAAAAAAGUCUGAUGAAUUUCACCUCCAUUGUUAAAGAUACUCUUCGCGGAAGAAAAUUUUCCUCUAACUACGGAUCUCUUUCGGACAGCUUCCGCGACUGCAUUUUGCAGAUGAAGCCGAAAUUUAUCUUAAAAGACAAGUCAGACAUACCUGUUCUGGAAAUCUCUGACGAUGAGGAUGACAAUUCGUUUGUUACCCCUUCGAACAGAAAGCGAGGCGGCGCCUACGGACAGAAUCAGUCAGCUGCCAAACGAGCCCGACCGACCGCCGGUGGUGGCUCCUUCUCAAAUGCCGUCUCAAAUGCCAUCAAGACGGAAGAUAAUGGUUCGAGACCAUCGACGCCCCCUCGCCGAAGACCGACCCAGCUGUUGCCUCUCGCCCUGCCGUUUCAACGGUACGCCAACUCUGGCGCUGGAUUCCGGACACUGGCGCAGAUCCGCGAGGAUAUCAGAGCCAAGACUAAGGCAGGCAUGCCUAGUAUUGUUCCUGAUGAGGUCUAUGAAGAUCUAUGCAAACAAGCCGUCAAGGCGUGGAAUCAGCCAAUGGAGACUUUCUUACAAGAGACCAUGAGUUGCCUGCAAAGAAUUAUUGACUAUGCCCUCAGUCAGGCUUUUGGUGCCUUGAUGAAGCGAUUGAUCUUUAAGCAGUCGACCAACCUCAUGAACGAGUUCCUGAGAGAACGUCGAAGCGAGACCAUGUCCUUUCUUAAGGCUAUCUACGACAUGGAGACGUUUCAACUCUUCACAGUCAACCAGAAGGCAUUUGCGGACUACGAGCGAUCUGAGAGUCGGGUGCUCACGCGUUAUCGCCACGUUAUGCGCUGGCAGGCGUUCUCGGGAGAUGCCUUUGAGUUCCAUGAUUGGGACCAGAUGACGCCUGAACAGCGAACGAAUGAGCAGCGGAAGCAUAACAUCGAGCUCGGUAAGAUGGGACCAGACACCUUUGAUAAGGAGCUGAAGGUGGCUGCCUACGUCCGGGGUUACUAUAUGUUGUCUGCUCUACGCUUUGCCGACACGGUCUGUCUGUCGGUCACAUCUCGUAUGAUGCCAAAGAUCGUCCAGGAUCUCGACUUUUUCCUUGAAGAGAACCUCGGCCUCAUCGGUGGCCGUGACGAGACUGUGUUCACUCGCCUGAUGGAGGAGGAUGAGGCAACCGCUCGCAAAAGAGAGCAGCUGAAGAACGAACUGGAGAAGUUCAAGAAGGCACUCGACUCGAUCACAACCAACGAGUUGGAGGGUGCUUUCGGUUCGUCUUCCCAGGGCAACGCGUCCGAGGCGUACGGCGAAUCUUUUGCUAAUAGUAUGGAUAUCGAUGGUGGCUGUUGA
Molecule: messenger RNA, 2865 nt
Organism: Colletotrichum orchidophilum
Lineage: Eukaryota; Fungi; Ascomycota; Sordariomycetes; Glomerellales; Glomerellaceae
Product: dynamin family protein
Exons: 3
Coding region: 1-2865 (954 amino acids)
Cellular component (GO): microtubule; membrane; cytoplasm
Molecular function (GO): GTPase activity; microtubule binding; GTP binding
Source: RefSeq, a predicted model, not a curated record